AUGCAUGCGUUGUUCUGUUUGUUUAUAGAGGGGAUAGAAGGCCUCAAACGCGUCCGUAGUGAAGGAUGUGUUCUAAGGAGGCAGCAGCUUGUACGCAAUUCGCCUCUCCCCAUCACUUCCUGCUACACCCUGGAUGAAGUAAUAGGCCUUGGAUCCUUUGCUUGCCGGGUGUAUAGAGCAACAGAUAUACUUUCUGGUGUUCGUCGUGUAGUGAAACGUGUUAGCAGAGAUCAGCCUGAAGGUGUUCGUCUUUUUCGUAACGAGGUCACCUUCCUAAGAAAGGCUCAUCACCCCAACAUCGUCAGACUCUUUGAAGUAUUCGAAGAUCCUGAUGCUGUAUACCAUGUGACGGAGACGUGCUACGGCGGCGACCUGCACCAGUGGUUAGACAGGCGCCUGAGGAGGAGACAGAGACACUCACGAAGGCGCACAGUUAGCUUCUGUUCCAUUCACGAUAGCAAUCCGACGCCGCUGCAGCAACAGCAGCAACAGCAGCAGCAACAGCAACAGCAAAAUGGCGCCAUCCCUGCUGAGUCUGGCAUGGCCCAGCCGUCUUCGGCUCCAACAGUGGCAACAGCAACAGCUGCAACAACACCAAAUUCAAUGGAAGGAGACAUCAGCCGGCCUUUGUCUCCUGUUGCUGUUCCCGUUAGCGGCAGAACAGGCAGCAGCAUGCGAGGCGCAUGCCCGGUUGCAGCUGGUGCAGCAGCUGCCGCAGCAACAGCAGCGGCAGCAGCAGCAGGAGCAUCAGGAGCAGCAGCAACAGCAGCAGCAGCAGCAGCAGCAGCGGCAGCAUCAAGCGUUCGGCCGUUGGUGAGCGAAGAGAUGGCUGCACAGAUAGCAGGGCAGAUGUUGUGUGCACUGCGUUAUUUACACAGCAGAGAGAUCGCACACUGCGAUAUAAAACUCGAAAAUAUGUUGCUGGCAGCAGAAUUAGACGACUCCGAAGCAACGGGAGACGGAGCGAGUAGCGAGGAGGAAGAAGCGGCGCUGAUGGAGCAGCAGGAGCUGCAGCUGCAGCAGCAGCAGCUGCUGCAACAGGAACAGGAAAGAAUCAACUGCGCAAGCAGCAGAUCCCGCCCAGGCCUUCGACGGAACUUUGGUCACAGCAGCAGCAGCAACAGCAUCACCAGCAACAGCAUCACCAGUAGCAGCAGCAGCAACAGCUUAAAUGCUCUUUCGGUGGUGCCGAUGGUGAUGAGGAAGCGGCGCGGCCUGGGGAACAGAGAUAAAGAUAGAGAUAGAGAAACAGAAAGAAGCAGCAGAAACUUCUCGUUACCUUAUGCUAGAGACAGCCCCAGCGACUCCACGCAUUCUCUCGUCGGCAAAUUCCGAAGAAAAAAUUUAAUUGUAAAGCUCGCAGAUUUUGGACUUGCAAAGAAAAUAGUACGGGGGAGACAAAGGCAGAAGGUGUUCGCCAAUCUGUCUGUUGAGGGCACCCUGUACUACCGCUCUCCCUGGCAGAUUCUGCACGGGGUGGAGGGGGACGAGCGCAGCGAUUUAUGGGCGUUGGGUGUCGCUCUUUUUAUUCUUUUUUCGGGGCAUCCGCCUUUCAACGGAGACGAUAAAACCUCCAUUGAUCAGGCUAUCACAGACACUCCUGUCUCCUUUAGUGGUGGCGUUUGGACGGGUCUGUCUCUGCCUUGUUUGGGCUUCUUGAGGGCCCUCCUUUACAACCCCCUUCUGCCGUUACAUCUAAGGGGGCCCCCCCCUCCCCCCCCCUUGUCUGUGGUGUGCUUGGUUUCUGUGCAGAUCACAGACACUCCUGUCUCCUUUAGUGGUGGCGUUUGGACGGGUCUGUCUCUGCCUUGUUUGGGUUUCUUGAGGGCCCUCCUUUACAACCCCCUUCUGCCGUUACAUCUAAGGGGGCCCCCCCCUCCCCCCCCCUACGGCCAGCCCACAGCUGAGCUCAUGCUCAAACACCCCUGGCUGCAGCAGUGCUUUCGAGAGGAGAGACGACGUCUGAUGCGUGCGGUAUCUGCGCCUUCAAUGAAUUUCUUGAGCGACCCUUCCCCCACUUCCGUCACCUCCUCGGGUGGAGAUUCUUCUCCCUUUGCUUCUUCUCACAUUUCUCUUUUGUCUCCUUCUGUCAGCUGCAGCAGUCUGCACCAUGCACGGAAGGCCCCGUCUGAUCCGGUUGUACAGCCAACCUGGCUGCCGUGCAAGCCCCAAGACAGCGCAAGGGAACAGCUGGAAACGGUGGCGAGGGCUGGUUCUGAUAGGGCUCCGAUUGUUGCAGCAGAUGAGACGCUGCUGCUACAGCAACGGGGGCAGGACCAGCAGCAGCUGCAGAAACGGGCAAGGCCACCGUCUUCUGAGGGAGGGGUGGGGGGGUCUGUCGUGGCUGCCGAACAAGAGGAGGAUCUGAUGCGAAGUGCAGACACAAAUAAAGACAGAAAUAAACAGACAAACAAGGAGACAACGGAAGAAGUACAGGAAGACCCCAAAGGCAGGGCUCCGAUUGUUGCAGCAGAUGAGACGCUGCUGCUACAACAACGGGGGCAGGACCAGCAGCAGCUGCAGAAACGGGCAAGGCCACCGUCUUCUGAGGGAGGGGUGGGGGGAUCUGUCGUGGCUGCCGAACAAGAGGAGGAUCUGAUGCGAAAUGCAGAGACAAAUAAAGACAGAAAUAAACAGACAAACAAGGAGACAACGGAAGAAGUACAGGAAGACCCCAAAGGAGAUAAGAAAUGCUGCGUGCUGCAGGCAAUGGGUCUGCGUGCACUGCGGUGUGUCUCUUGUGAAGGGGAAGAGGCUUUGACCUUUUUAUCAGAAUGCAGCAGCGACUGGCGCGGCUUGCCUGUAUGCAACGCGCAGCAGCUGCAGCCACAUGUGCGGCUGACAUGCCCUAUUUCAGGUUUGUUGGGGCUAGAGAGCUGUGUAGCAGAUGUUCCGCACUUUCAUCUGCCAGCUGUUACUCUGUCUCCCACUGGCUGCAGCAGCAGCAGCAGCAGCAGCAGCAGCAGUAGCAGGAGUCGCUGCCACUGCACCAGCAAUGAUUCCGAGUUUAACAAAAGAGCGGAAGCAACUGACACCUUACCUGUUUGCUGCCGAUGUGCCUCGGCCAACAGGAGCAGCAGCAGCAGGAGCAGCAGCAAGAGCUGCUGCAUAGCAGUGGCUGACUGGCUGAUGGUGGAGUUGUUUGAAGCCCGUGUAUUGCUGCUGUUGCUUGCUGUUGCCUGGCUCGAGUUUGCUUCUCUGAGUCCGCUACAGAAAGCACUGCGGUCUGUCGUGGUGAAGCUGAUGGAGAACGACGAACUCUUCAGACCCGUUAGAGACGUCUUGUGGGUCCUUGACCCCCAACAAACAGGACAUGUUUCUUGUGAGUCUGCCUGCAUGAGAAGAAAAUAA
Molecule: messenger RNA, 3351 nt
Organism: Eimeria mitis
Lineage: Eukaryota; Apicomplexa; Conoidasida; Eucoccidiorida; Eimeriidae
Biological process (GO): autophagy; peptidyl-serine phosphorylation; protein autophosphorylation
Cellular component (GO): autophagosome; cytoplasm
Molecular function (GO): ATP binding; protein serine/threonine kinase activity
Source: RefSeq, a predicted model, not a curated record